AUGGAUUAUUACCAAAGUGAAUUAAUCAAACUAUUUCAAAAGAGUAAUGAAAUUUAUAAAGAUAAUAAUUUUGAAACUAAAUUAAAUGAAAAGAAUUAUAAAUUUUUAUUAGUUUAUUUAAAUUCAAUACAUUCAAUAUUAAAAAUUGAUAUGAAAUUAAACAUUUAUCAAUAUAUCAAUAUCGAAUUUAAAGAAUUAAUUUUAAUAUCAAAAGAAUUAAUGAAAAUUGUAUUUGAUAUAAUUCAUUCUGGAACAUGGAAUAAUAUUGAUAUUCUAUUUAAAGAUUUAUUUGCAUAUUCUUCAAUUCUAUAUAUUUACUCCUUUUUUUUAAUUCAAUUUAAAAAUAUAAAAGUUGAUAAUAAUAAUAAUAAUAAUAUUAAUAUUAAUAUCCCAAACCCUAUAAAGAAAAUAAUUUUAAAAAAAUUAGAUUUAGCAUUAAUAUUUGGUGAUAAAUUAUUUAAUCAAGUUAUAAAUCAAAUUAUUAAUUUAAUAUCAAAUAAUAAUAAUAAUAAUAAUAAUAAUUUUUUAAAUAAUUUUAAAAAUGAAAAUUAUAAUAAUAAUAAUGAAAAUGAAAUAAUAUUAAAUAAAGAAAAACUAAUUAAAAGGAUUAGUAGACCACCAAGUUUAAAUGAAUUUAAAAAUGAAUAUAUGAUAAAAGGAAAUCCAUGUGUUAUUGAAAAUUUAAUGAAAGAAUGGCCAUGUUUUAAUGAAAGAAAUUGGAGUGAUUUAAAUUAUUUAAAAAAUGUUGCUGGAUCAAGACUGGUUCCAAUUGAAAUUGGUCCAAAUUAUUUACAUGAAAAAAUGAAACAAAAAUUAAUAAAUUUCAAUAAAUUUAUUGAUGAAUAUAUAAUUUCGAAAAAUAGUGAUGAUGAUAAUGAUGAUAUUGGUUAUUUAGCUCAAACAAAACUAUUUGAACAAAUUCCUCAAUUAAGAAAUGAUAUUUUAAUACCAGAAUAUUGUAAAAUUAAAAUUGGAUGUGGUGAUGAUGAUAAUGAUAAUAAUAAAGAAGAUAAUGUUGAAAUUAAUGCUUGGUUAGGUCCAAAAGGAACAGUGACUCCACUUCAUUAUGAUCCAAAACAUAAUUUUCUUUGUCAAAUUGUUGGUAGGAAAUAUAUUAAACUAUUCUCACCAAAGGAAUCAAAUAAUUUAUAUCCUCAUUUAAACUCAAAAUUAUUUUUUAAUACUAGUAUGGUUGAUGUUGAAAAUCCAGAUCAUUCAAAAUUUCCAUUAUUUAAAAAUUGUGAUUAUAUUGAAUUAAUUUUAAAUGCUGGUGAAAUUCUUUAUAUUCCACCCACAUAUUGGCAUUUUGUUAAAUCUUUAAGCCAAAGUUUUUCAAUAUUCCCCUAA
This is a messenger RNA of Dictyostelium discoideum AX4, 1347 nucleotides long. RefSeq names its product transcription factor jumonji, jmjC domain-containing protein (gene jcdD). The coding region runs from base 1 to 1347 and encodes 448 amino acids. The record is from RefSeq and is a predicted model, not a curated record. Lineage: Eukaryota; Evosea; Eumycetozoa; Dictyosteliales; Dictyosteliaceae. The transcript has 2 exons.